Messenger RNA from Pseudomassariella vexata, 1694 nucleotides. RefSeq lists its product as uncharacterized. Gene Ontology annotation, molecular function: FAD binding. NCBI's taxonomy places the organism in Eukaryota, Fungi, Ascomycota, Sordariomycetes, Amphisphaeriales, Pseudomassariaceae. Bases 198 to 1694 code for a protein of 498 amino acids. The transcript is spliced from 4 exons. The record is from RefSeq and is a predicted model, not a curated record.
AGCACAAGCGUCAAUUUUACUGUUGUUUUAGGACCCGAAUCUACAUUAGAGAAUGAAAAGGACCGUCCGCAUCUUGCGCCUGUACUACACGCCGCGCAUACGAUACAUAACAACCCCGCGGUUGAGGGCUGUUGUGACACUACGCCUUUUGGCAUACAUGACUAUAAAUAUUGGUGGUCUGCUGCCCGAGAUUCUCUAUGUCACUUGUAUCUACAAAGAUAAUUGCAAUGUGGAUGUCUAGAGUAUCAGUUUUCCUGUGUUGGGCUCUCCUCCCCUGCAGUCUCGCUAGUCUGUCUCAAUGUCCAUUGAACGGUAACUAUUCGGUACUGGAUGGAAGUCCGAAUAUUACAGCUGAACUGGGUCCCCUGUUGUCCACCAAUGCGCGAAUCUACCUUCCAGGGUCCGAAGCCUUCGAAACCGCCACUACCAGAUGGAGUGUUCUCCUCCAGCCUGCAAUUGCCGUAGUUGUCAUGCCUGCCGUGGAAGAAGAUGUUGUGCAAACGGUCAAAUAUGCGAACAAGCACGGCAUUGAUUUUCUCGCCAUUGGUGGCGGGCAUGGUGUAACAUCAGCGCUCAGCAAGGUGCAGAAUGGCAUUGGGAUCUGGAUGCGAGGAAUGAAGGAGAUUACCAUUGCGGAAAGUGGUUCUCAGGCGACCAUCCAAGCGGGAGUGGAAGCUGGUGAGGUGACAAAGAUACUAUGGGAUCAGGGUAAGCAGGCUAUGUCUACCGCCUGUGACUGUGUGGGGUUCAUUUCGACUAUCCUCGGAGGCGGCCAUGGCUGGUUACAAGGACGUCAUGGGCUUGUCACAGAUAACCUGAUAUCUGCUCGUGUUGUUCUUGCGAACAGCACGGCCGUGACUGUGUCAGACAAAGAAAACCCGGAUCUGUUCUGGGCACUUCGAGGAGCGGGGCAUAAUUUCGGAAUACUGACAUCGGUGGAGUAUCGCAUCUUUGAUCAAACCCCUGAAGAGGCUAGCUGGGCGUACGAGGAGUAUAUCUUCUCCCACGACAAGCUUGAGGAGCUUUACAGCUUUGUUAAUCAGCUAGUCCGAAGUCCUACUAACGCGAUUCCGCCGAUCAUCCUCUUCUGGAUCAUAUGGCAGGGCCGAGAGAUUCCAUCUCAAUACGUCCAGCCAAUCCGCGCACUUGGACCAGAAAGCAUCAAGACCGACGUCAUUCCCAUCACGAAAUUGAACUCUGUCGCUGGGGCGGCAUACGAUACUCCCAACUGCGGGAACGGUGCCAGCACAAUGCUCUUCCCGAUCGGUGUACCCUCGUACAACCUGAAGGCGUUACGAAAGGCGUUCGAUGUCUACUCUUCAUUUCCAGAGUGGCUCAACAAUUCCUUCGUCUUACUCGAGGGGUACUCCACCGAGGCGGUGCAUCGGGUCCCAGCAGAAAGCACUGCAUUUCCAGAUAGGUUCAACGAGCUGCUUCUCGCACCGCUCAUGAUAUUUGCUGCCGAUAGCGGACCAGAACGUUAUGAGAUCGCUCAGAACUAUGCGGAGAAGAUUAGAGAGGCACUAGUCGAGGGGAAUAGUGGCGUGUUGCAUGCAUAUGUCAAUUAUGCACAUGGGAACGAAGAGUUGAAGUCGGUGUAUGGGUAUGAAGAGUGGCGACUGGAAAAGCUGAGGAGAUUGAAGAAGGAAUGGGAUCCAGAGGGGAAGUUUGGGUUCUAUGUUCCAAUUGAGUAG